Molecule: messenger RNA, 1464 nt
Organism: Postia placenta MAD-698-R-SB12
Lineage: Eukaryota; Fungi; Basidiomycota; Agaricomycetes; Polyporales; Adustoporiaceae
Exons: 3
Coding region: 1-1464 (487 amino acids)
Source: RefSeq, a predicted model, not a curated record
AUGUUGAAGCUGAACCAAGAUAUCUUGCGCCUUGUCGUGUCUUACCUAUCGAUGGAGGAUGCGCGUUCUCUCUCGGCCACUUCGCGCUAUCUGCAUCCAGAGGCAAGGGCUCGAGCACUUGCGAAGGUCAGAAUCAAAACCCCUAAAACUUUCGAUGCGGCCUGCAAAUUCUACCUCGCGGAACACUCGGAUCGAAUCCAUCAUUUACGCACGCUUGAUGUGCAGCUGGACGACUCAUACAUCACGCGCCACGCAUCCAGAAAACUCGCAGAUCUCCUAGAUCAUGCUUGCAACCUGCGCACUUUUAUGCUUGACUGCGCGGAGCAGUGGAUACUGGCGCAGCCGCGCAUUGAAGCUGUUCUCCAGAGGCUUCAGGCAAUUCAUGCAAUGGGUCUCUUGUUGGCCGGAUGGCGUGCUCUGCGAACAAUCCGGGGUAUGCAGGGCAAGCUCCGGAACAUAGAACUCAUGUCCUUGGUCUUCCCGCUGACCACGGAGGAGAACGAACCACAUGCAAGUUCCGCAGCUAUGCUUGAAGCCCUCGCACCACACGCAUCAGCACGCAGUAUCGCGCUCGUCGUUCAGGAUCAGGCUACCUCUCCACCAGAUGUGCAGUUGCAACAGGUACUCGAGCUCAGGCUCGGAAACGCUUCUGCAGCUGCGCCUUCUCUUGAUGUGCUAGCACACGUGUUUCCUGCGCUACGCAUAUUGUUUUUGGAUGGCCCGAGCAUGACGAUCGACAAACCUGCAGACAAUAUUGAAUGCUGGGAGUGUCUCGACUACGUGAGUGGAACCUUCCCCGCACUACGUGCGUGGGCUCCCAAGUGCCGCGUUCACCACUUGGAGAUAAGAGACGCAGAGUGGGAGGGCAGGAUCCUGGCCAAAAACGAGCGAGUAUCGGAUGUUUCUCGUGUCAUAAAUGGCACCUCGCCCGUCGCGUUGACUAUCUACAGGUUCAUGGCAGCGAUGUACUUUGGAUUGACCUACGCGGACUGGGUGGGCUUCCUGUACAAUAUGCCACGGCUACGGGUGCUUGCUGUGGACCUAUCCACCGGUCCCUCGUGGUCUAAGACGUGGAUCGCAUGCACAACUGGAGCACUGAUAGGCUUCAAAGUAAUCUGCAUUAUGCUCAGCGUGGAUGAGCGCGUCAAAAUGCCUCCGGCUAUCCUAGCUUCAAUUCCAUCACUGAAGUUUGUCGCGCUGAAUUUCGGAGGUGGUCCGCUGCCAACGUUCAGCGCACACUCAGGAGGAUUCAAUCCAUAUCCUGCGCUGAGCUGGUGGAGAGUGGUCUGUGAUCACGGUGAACGUCAGCUGCAGGCUAUGUCCGCAGAUCUCGGAUCCCGGAUUGCAGCGUAUCUAUAUUCUCCCAAUUAUAACCAUGAGGCGCCCAUCGAUGAGUCGAUGUUCUUGCCAAAGAUGCUGGAGGAGUACAAGCCUGGCCGAGUUACAGUCGCGCAGGCAUUGUGA